UGGUUUGUGUGAAGGAUCAGGGAGGGGAGGGACGCUCGUAGAAAACCUGACACGCUAGCUUCAGCAAGCAAUUACAGCCAACAGCGACGUUUCGAGGGAGGGUGGCCACCGAAACUAAUCAAAAGGGCCGUCCAGCACCUGAACCAUCAAUCCGGUUUAGGAGUGAAGGCGAUCAAUCAGGCUGCGGUUAACCUUCGGAGAGAAGAAACGUAAUUCAACGUCAACCUUGUUUUUUUUUUUUUACUUAUUAUCGGUGACAACAUGGCUGAGUGUAACGUUAGCAUCGAUAAGAAAAAACUACCUGGAGUGAAAGAGGUGUGCCGAGACUUUGCUGUUGGAGACCACUGCCUGGCCUACAACCUCCAGGAACAAGAGAUCUUGUGUGUUUGUGUUCACAGUGAGAGCCACUUGGCGUCAAACGUCAAUAAGAGCCGCCUGGUGCAGAAGGACCUGCAGGUCGCCAAGAAGCUGCAGAAGGAGGAGGAGCAGAAGGCCAAAGUCAAGACGCAGAUACAGUUCACUGAAAUUGAACGUCAAGAUAAUGAGAUCGCCCAGGAAAUUCAGGAAGAACUGGUCCGACAGGCAGAACAACAACGACAGCAAGAAGAGAAGGAUGCGGCCAUUGCACGUAAGAUGCAGGAGAAGGAGAUGAAAGAGGAGAGGAAGAGACAGAAGCAGCUGGAAGCAAACUUCGAAGAGGAGUACUUUGAGGAUCAUGGAGCAGUCGUAGCAGGCUCUGAGUUAGCUCUGAACGAGGCUACCAAAGGGAUAACAAAGGAUCUCCGUGAGCUGGAGCUGAAGGAUAUGGAGGUGGCCAGGAAACUGCAAGAAGAGGAAAUCAAGGCGAGUAAGAUGCAUGUGCGUGCAGCUCAAGUGGCGCAGGAUGAGGAAAUCGCCCGCCUGAUGAUGGAACAAGAGAAAAAGGAAUACAAGAAGCAACGGGAGCAAGAUAAAGAGAGAGAGCGAGAGAAAGACAAGGAGCGAGAGAGGGACAGGGAGAGGAUGGCCAUGGAGAAGAUGGCCAUGGAAAGGAGACGACCAGAGGGAGACUACAGGCCAAGUUCGGAGGACGUCGUCCGACCUAGAACGCGAGAGGAGUAUGAUUACCAGAGGCAGAGGAAUCACAACAAGCCUACCAGGCCUCCGCAGCCUCGUGCACAAGACUACGAGAAUGUGAACUCUGGCUACGGCUACUCGGACCACCCUGUUCCCCCUCGAGCUCCAACUAGACCUGAGACUGCUUACAAAGGUGCCUAUUACAGGCGGUGACUCAGGCUCUCUGCCAUGUCCAGACAUGCUGUCAAUGCUCCAUCGUCCUCCUUUUUUAAUUUAUCUUUUUGUUUUCAACCAUUCACACUCUGUUGACCAAAAGCCUUGGGACAAUCUAAUGAGUCGGCAAUGGCAAUUUCUUUUUAUUACUUUUAUACCCUCCAAAGUUGGCCCUGAGUUCAUCAAGUGGGUCUGAGUGCUGGAACCACAGUCAUCUUUUUCUUUCUUUUUUAUAGUUGUAAAGUAUUAUCUGAUAUGAUUUCUUCUUUCAACUGGCUCCAAAAAAAAAAAAAAAGCCGAAAUAUCAGCCUUCUGACAUAAACUCCCAUGGUUCUUAGCUGUUCAAAGUGAGGAACUAGCUCCUCAUCUGCUAUGGUCGUGCGCUGAUGUUUGUCCCAUACGUGGACCACCAUGCCAUCACAAGGGCUCGAGGCCUCUGCUGGAAACAACCAUGCAAUCUCAAAGUAUCCUCAUGACUUCUUCAUGGGACGUGCCUGUCUGCUUCAACAUGGCUGCUACAGUGUCUUACAUACCAACAUGGCAGCUGCUUUGUUACACCCAUGCACCCUGCAGUUCUCUUUUUUGUCACUUUCUGCAUCGAGGAUACCGGCGCCCUCUCUGUGUGCCACUCAGCAUACCACCCGAGAUGGAAAUGCUUCUGUUUCUCUAUUUAAACUAAACAACUUAUGAGCCUUGAUCAACAUGCUGGUGAUUUUUCCCCUUUUGUUCCAGUGCAGAGGAUGCAGAGCUUUGUGAUGAUCCAUGGAUUUUUAAUUGGCUGUCAGCUGUCUUUUCUGCUUGUGAGGGUUCUUUUUACCCAGUCACCCUUAAACUGAAGUGGAUGGAUGAUAUUCUGUGUAGGACUCACUGUUUCUAUGUGCAUGCUUACUGAAAGUGUACAGCCUUGUACGUGCAUUUCAGCUCUGUAUCAAAUAAUUCGGCUCCCUUUUUUAUCGUCCAAAAGGGCUAAAGCCGCAGAAAGCCAAUUCUCCUCUUUUAAUAAAUGAAGGAAAUAUGUUAGCUCUUAUACUACUGUACAAUAUAUAUAUAUAUAUCACUUCUCUGCCACUAUUUCAUAUCAUUUACAAACCUUAUCUGGCCCAUGUGAAAGCCAGUUCCAAAAUGAAAUGCAUGUACAUUGCUUGUCUGUUGUUGAAUCUGAAUUCAUGCUUGUUCUUACAGCGCAGAUGUUGUGCGAUUGAAUAUUAGUUCUUGUUUUAUUUAAAUGUAAAAAAGCAUUUUUAUUUAAGUUCUUUUUUUACUUGUCGAACCAAAUCCUGUUCCCUAUCGUGGACAAUACAAUAGUCUCUCUUCAGUCCCUGUAUCUUUUGUCCUACCAGUUAUCUUUCUUCCGAAAAAAGGGAGCCUUACACUUUAUUUUUGUAUAGUUUGUUAGACUUUCCUUGGAUUGUUUCUUUAAUUUCCAUUCCCCAGAGCUUUCCUGCUGUCGCAUCCAGUCCUCUUGUCUUUGUCUCAAACUCAAAGGCAGACAUCACAUCCUGCCUGCCUGCCUGCCUGCAGAAAAUGCAAACAUUCUCACAGCAGAGGAGAAAUCAGGAUGGAGGGAAAUGAUUCACGGGGUCAGCUGGAAAACUUAACUUAAAAGGGACCUAUUUUAGUGUUUUUACAGCUACAGAUCUAUUACUUUUGUUCAUAUUGAAUAAGGAUGAAAAGGAAAACAAAGCACAUUCAUAUUUGUGGGGCCAGAGAGUAAUUCAAUCUUUUAACAUUAAGUGCUGCCUCCAGGUUCUCCUGUUGUAUUUAAUGUUGCUGACAUAAUUCAGCUACCCAGUUGGUUCUGUCCCUGCUCAGAGUGAUUAAAGUGAUCAGUUUUCUGUACCCAGGUGUGAAAUGUUUGGACUGCUGAGGAUGGUCUUGCUGGUGUAUUUGAAUUAUGAUGAUGUGCUAAAUGCUGUUGACAGAUUGAAAAUUGUGCCAUAUGUUUUUAUUGUUAUCAGGGACCUAAAAAUGGAAUAGCUUAGAGUAGUUUUGGUUGUAGCAGAGCUACCACACCCCAAAAGUGUGAUUCAUAAUUUCUUCUUUGGUGGGAGCGCCACCUUGUGGACAUAGUGACUAUUGGAAGAGAGAAAAAAAGUAUAGAAUUGAUCAGGAUGCGUCUUGGUGUAUUUGUGGAUGUUGUGCAUCAGACAUUACUUUGGAAUCGAGUGCUGUCUCCAUCAAACAUUGAGUAUCAUGUUUGUUUUUGUUUGUUCUUUUAAUCCAGGGCUUGUAUGCAAUCUACCAAUCAUGAAUCAACACAUACUGUAUGUGUUGGCACUUAAUGUAACAGAACUUUUUUUAAAUAAAAGGAAUUAACAAGUUGCUUUUACCUAUUGCAUCUCAAAUGUAAUAAACUGUAUCAGCAUUUCA
Messenger RNA from Notolabrus celidotus (New Zealand spotty), 3639 nucleotides. RefSeq names its product coiled-coil domain containing 50 (gene ccdc50). Gene Ontology annotation, molecular function: ubiquitin protein ligase binding. The record is from RefSeq and is a predicted model, not a curated record. Gene Ontology annotation, cellular component: cytoplasm. Lineage: Eukaryota; Metazoa; Chordata; Actinopteri; Labriformes; Labridae.